This is a messenger RNA of Suncus etruscus (white-toothed pygmy shrew), 1283 nucleotides long. It is a transcript of the gene DDI2, whose product is annotated as DNA damage inducible 1 homolog 2. Gene Ontology annotation, biological process: proteolysis. Lineage: Eukaryota; Metazoa; Chordata; Mammalia; Eulipotyphla; Soricidae. The record is from RefSeq and is a predicted model, not a curated record. Gene Ontology annotation, molecular function: protein binding; aspartic-type endopeptidase activity.
GGCCGGGCCAUGCUGCUCACCGUGUACUGCGUGCGGCGGGACCUCUCGGAGGUGACCUUCUCCCUCCAGGUCGACGCCGACUUCGAGCUGCACAACUUCCGCGCGCUGUGCGAGCUCGAGUCGGGCAUCCCCGCCGCCGAGAGCCAGAUUGUCUACGCUGAAAGACCUCUAACUGACAACCACAGAUCACUGGCUUCCUACGGCUUAAAAGAUGGGGAUGUUGUGAUAUUACGACAGAAGGAGAGCACAGAUUCUCGUCAUCCAGUGCAGUUCCAAAACUUACCCCGAAUAGACUUCCGUAGUAUAGCUGUACCUGGCACUUCAAGCUCCCGGCAUCGCCAGCCACCAGGAGCACAGCAGUCCCACUCAUCUCCUGGAGACAUAGCUUCAUCUCCCCAGGGCUUGGACAACCCAGCCUUACUUCGAGACAUGUUGCUGGCCAACCCCCAUGAGCUGUCCUUGCUGAAGGAGCGAAAUCCACCCCUGGCAGAUGCUCUACUCAGUGGAGAUCUUGAGAAAUUUUCUAGGGUCCUGGUGGAGCAGCAACAGGAUCGAGCCCGAAGAGAGCAAGAAAGGAUCCGUCUCUUUUCUGCUGACACCUUGGAUCUCGAAGCUCAGGCAAAGAUCGAAGAAGAUAUAAGGCAACAGAACAGAGAAAACAGGACAAUACUAUGGAAGAGGCACCGCGAAAGUUUUGGCCAAGUAGUGAUGCUUUAUAUUAACUGCAAAGUGAAUGGAAGUCCUGUGAAGGCCUUUGUGGAUUCAGGUGCCCAGAUGACCAUUAUGAGCCAAGCUUGUGCUGAAAGGUGUAAUAUAAUGAGACUGGUAGAUCGACGUCUGGGCAGGAAUUUGCCAAAGGGAGUGGGGCCCAUGAAGAUUAUUGGAAGGGUCCAUCUAGCUCAGGUUCAUGAAGGAGAUUUUCUGGCAUGUUCCUUCUCUAUACUUGAGGAGCAACCCAUGGACAUGCUUCUGGGACUGAUAUGGCUGAAACGGCACCAGUGUUCAAUUGACCUCAAGAAAAAUGUCCUCGUGAUCGGCACCACAGGCUCACAGACCACCUUCCUUCCUGAGGGAGAGUUACCAGAGUGUGCCCGGUUGGCAUAUGGGGCUGGGCGAGAGGAUAUGCGGCCGGAAGAGAUUGCAGAUCAAGAAUUAGCAGAAGCUCUUCAGAAAUCUGUAGAGGAUGCAGAGCGUCAGAAGCCAUGAUGCAUGUAGUGUGUGUGUACUGCAGCUGGAGUGGGCCCCAGAACAGAGAAAAGCGGUAAAGAAUCUACCUCACCAGG